Messenger RNA from Malaya genurostris, 1954 nucleotides. RefSeq lists its product as uncharacterized. NCBI's taxonomy places the organism in Eukaryota, Metazoa, Arthropoda, Insecta, Diptera, Culicidae. Bases 218 to 1435 code for a protein of 405 amino acids. The transcript has 3 exons. Gene Ontology annotation, cellular component: nucleus. Gene Ontology annotation, molecular function: DNA binding. The record is from RefSeq and is a predicted model, not a curated record.
UCAACAUUCUUUGUUUUGUUUCCACUGUUUUCAUAGUAUGAUUACUCUAGGGGUGUUUCGUUGUACCUGAAUUUCGAUUUGUUUUCAGAUAAUUCAAUUUUCAUCUACAUCUUGGAUGCUUUAUAUAGGUAUAAAUCAUUGACUAAUAAUUUCUGACGAAGUUUGUUAGUUCAUUGUUAACAAAACAUUACAGAAGCUUGAAUUAUUAUUGAAAGCAAUGUCCAAAGUACGCAGGAUCCGUCAAUAUAGUAAAGAUGAUCUUCAACGAGCUUUACAAGCCGUUGAUGAGGGGCUCAUGAGUUUAUAUCAAGCGGCUAAACAAUACAAUGUUCCUCGCACAACUUUAACGAUGUAUAACGAAAAUCGUAAUAGAAAAGGACAAAUGGGACCAACAUUGACAUUCUCGAGUGAAGAGGAACAAAUUAUGGUCUUAUGGGUGCAAGAUAUGUAUCAGAAAGGUUUAACACUACGUCGUGUCGAUUUACUAGAGGCGGCCCAAUGGAUUUUAGAAACAUUUCCCCGGGAAAAAAAGUUUAAAGAUAAUACUCCUAGCAAUAGUUGGUUGAGAGCUUUCGAAAGACGUCAUCCGGCAAUAACAAUGUAUAUCCAAGUGGAACCUACUACCAAUAGAAACAUUGUUGAAAAACCUAUCUUAAAAUGCUACGAAGACGUCUUCCUAAAUUUAGAUACACUGGAAGUGUUUAGCGAUCCAUCGCGGGUUUUUAAAUACAACGAAAUUGAGUUUAGUUUGGGUUUUAAUUUGUUGAGCCUUUUUGAAGCAAAUGGUAAAAACAGUAAUCGUCCUGAUUUAGUUACUACCGGUCUAAUAACAUCUGCUCGCGGUCAGUUAGCAUUUCCAAUGGUUGUAUAUCCUCGUAGCGGCACAAUACCUAUCGAUAUUGCUGAAUCGGUACCUUUAUUCUAUGGCAUUGGUAACAGCACAAGUGGUACUAUAACGAAACAAAAUUUUUAUAAUUUUGUUACCAAGACGUUUUACAAAUUUUUAAUACUUAACAAAAAACACUUUCCUGUGAUACUUUUUAUUGAUGGAACUAAACCAAAAGUUACCUUGGAAUUGUGGCAAGCAUGUCAAAAGCUAAAUAUCAGCCUUGUAGCUUAUAAUCCAAGCGAAAGUUUGAACAACCGGAAACAUGCCGCCAACAUCUCAAUCCUGACAAGACAUAUAAAAAGGAAACUUAGUGAUGCUUCCUUCCAAUGGAAAGAAUUGAAUACCGGCAACUGUAUCUCGGAAAUACACUUCUCAGAACUAAUUCAAACUGCUAUACAUCAUGGAAUUAGUCAAGAGUUAAUUAUAAGCGAUUGGGCAGACUUUCCGUUCUAUAAGUGGAUACUUCAACGUAGCACCCGAAUGGAGGAGAUUGAGUUUGUGAGUGCUGAUCAAGAAGAGUCUACGGAGAGACUUUUGCCCACCUGAAUAAAAUUUGUUUUAGAAAGAAUCUUACUUAUUACUUCUAAAUAUAUAUAUACGCAAACAAAAAUCGAAUUUGUCUGGGCAUGUCGAGCAAGUCAGAGUACUCAACGUAAAUAUUUGAUAUUUUUUUAUGAUGCCACAAUUUAACAACAGCGCAGUACACAGAAAUUUCUUUUCAGUAUUGGAGAACAUUACUUUGAAAAGCACUAUAAGAAACUAACAGCUGCUUGUUAUUCAAUAGGCAUGAAACAAAGGUUCCCAAAUAUUUCGGCUGAGCUCUGACGCAAAUGAGUUAUGUAAAUAACACCUAACAAAUCUCCGCUUUGCUCUGUAUUUCUCGUCUACAAAUAUACUUUAUUUAAAAUAUUUCCAAAAGACCUGUUUUGCUGAUAAACUGAUAUUUCAACACAUUUAAACACGGAGACGUGCCUUUCGCAUGUACACCUGACACACAAUGCUUCAGUUCUCACGAGUGCGAUAGAACAGCUGUACAAAUAUAUCGAACGGAACUGCGGGAUUUGA